UUCCGGAUAGGGACGUACGUCCGCUGCAUUUCACAAAGUAUAUACAUUUGGCAAAAAUGUCUACGUUCUGAAGCUUUGGAAAUGAUGGCAAUCAUCAAAGACGUUGGUUACCUGUUAAAUAAGGGAACAAGAUUGAAUCCAUUGGUGUUGAGAACAUGCUACAAUUAUCCUGCAAGCAAGGAAACAGUGGCGGGGAUCUGGACAAAGAGGAUUGACCCAAACCUCGAACUGAGAGCUCCGAGACAAAAUGGAACCGUGCAACACGCGAGGCCGCUGUUGCUAUUGUUUGGAUGGAUGCUUGCCAAGCGGAAACAUAUGCAAAAGUACGAGGAGUACUAUCUAAACAGGGGCUACAACGUGAUGACUGUCAUGGGUUCUCCAUUGGACAUUCUCAAACCAACAAGGGCUCAGACUAUCGCCAGCAAGAUCCUAGAGCACAUAGAUGCCAGAACUCGUGAGGUUGGUAAACAGCCAAUCCUUCUUCACGGAUUUUCAGUGGGAGGGUAUUUGAUCGCUGAGUUCCAUGUAAAAUUGAAUACUGAGGAGACAAUAGCACGUGACUUACUUAUAGCGCAGGUGUUUGAUAGCCCAGUCGAUUUCGACGGUAUUCCAAUAGGGUUUUCGACUGCUCUGACCAACAAUCCAGCCCUUCGGUUUUUUAUUAGAAACUCACUAAAUUUGUACAUGGCAACUAAUAAGACGAGUGUUUCUAAAUUUCUUAAAGCCUCUGAAGCUUUCAAAUUGAACAAAUAUCACGUGCCCUCAUUGUUUCUAUACUCCAAAGCAGACCUUGUGGUAAGCUCUGAUACAGUUGAUGGAUUUGUAAAAGGUUACCAACAGAGGAAGGUUCCCGUCCAGAGCAAGUGUUGGCAGGACUCGCGGCACGUGAGCCACUAUUACUCUUACCCCGAGGAGUACAUUGGCGUACUUACGGUAUUCCUAGAUACGUACGCAACCCGUCCUACCCCCAGAAGUUAGGACAGGAUGUGUGUGAAUAUAUACCACAUGUUUAUAUGUACAUUCUAACAGACACUGUGAAAGUCUUAUAUUGAUACCAUAGAAAUUGUACAUGCACUAAGAAACAAUGUUGUAAUGUGGUUACACGUAUAAAACUUGAGCGAUGUGUGA
Molecule: messenger RNA, 1128 nt
Organism: Pecten maximus
Lineage: Eukaryota; Metazoa; Mollusca; Bivalvia; Pectinida; Pectinidae
Product: transmembrane protein 53-B-like
Exons: 3
Coding region: 82-978 (298 amino acids)
Molecular function (GO): serine hydrolase activity
Source: RefSeq, a predicted model, not a curated record